This is a messenger RNA of Aedes albopictus (Asian tiger mosquito), 594 nucleotides long. RefSeq lists its product as uncharacterized. The record is from RefSeq and is a predicted model, not a curated record. The coding region runs from base 93 to 548 and encodes 151 amino acids. The transcript is spliced from 2 exons. NCBI's taxonomy places the organism in Eukaryota, Metazoa, Arthropoda, Insecta, Diptera, Culicidae.
UGCUCCGAUGAUAUAAAUUCGAGCGCAAGCCCCAAAUAGUCGUAUUCAUUUCUCAGUCGACGAGUCGUACGAUCUGUUCCAAGCCAGCCAAGAUGUUCAAGUUCUUCUUCGUCGCCGCUCUGGUGCCAGCGAUGGCCAUGGCCGCCGUCAACUUCCGUGCCUGCCCGAACGGAGCCCCCACCCCAGCCACUCUGACCGUGAACAACUGCGCCGGAGAUGAGUGUGUCCUGGUUGCCGGACAGGCCGUGAACGCCCGCGCCUCGGGAAUUGUCAGCCCAGUCGGAAGCGCCAGCGCCACCGCCCACAUCGUGGUCCGUAUUGCCGGUUUGGAUGUCGGUUUCGAAAUGCCUCCAGAGCUGACUGAUGCCUGCACGGCUGGACUGGUCGGUGGAUGCCCGAUCGUUGCCGGAUCCGCCUUCGACUACGUCCUGAUUGAUGACUCCCUGGAUGUGCCGGCCCGUGACAUCCCCGUCGAAAUCGAGGUCGGUCUGACCGGUGAUGGUGGCGCUGCCCUGGCUUGCGUCCGUUUCGAUGCCAGAAUCCAGUAAGGUGGUUGUCUAGAGAAAUAAAGUGUCGUUUUGUAGGAAAAAGGAA